GAGCCACCGUGCCUGGCUGAUAGGGAAGUUUCUUUAGGUGGGCCUUUGUCCGCCUUGCGGUCACAGGUGGCUGAGCCGGAUGUUUCUCAUGACCUGAGCUCCCAUGAAAUGUUUUACUUGGACCAACGUCUGCAAAAUAGUGGGGAGCUUACAAAAUGGUGCGGUUUGAACCAACACCAGGUUCUGUUUAUAAAUGUUUGUAGAGGAUCUUCCUAUUUAGAUUAGUAAAUCUGGGGCUUAGGAAGCAAUUGUUCUGUCCAUAAUGGCUUCGGGGCAGGGCGGAAGUCCCAAGUAUUUUACGACACCGGUGCGUUCUUUUUGACCUCACCUGGUCAUGUUGCCCAUGGUCGCAGCCUCAUGCUGGACCAAAGAAUUUUCAUCCAUGAUCCCCUUUGGUUCUCCUGUCCAUGCUAAGAGACAGGGAGGACAGUCCGCAUUUCCUAGAUGAGGAGACUUAGGGGAGGAAGUGAGCUUACCUGGGGCCUCACAGCUAGUAGGUGGCAGAGUCAGGAUUCGAACCCAUGUCUCUCUGACCACAAAGGUCCGUGCUUUCCCGGAAAGACCCUGUGGUGUAUGCCUUUCUCCUGGAUGGUGAGCCUUCCGGAGAAGGAGCCACGUCUUACUCAUCGUACAGUGGGUACACCAGCACUCUUAAUAGGCAGCAACCUGUGGGCCGGGCACUGGGGAGGGCUUCAUGGGAGCAGGCCGGGGACAGCAGGCGUGUCCAGGACUUUUCUGGAAAACCAGCUCUGAGCCCGACCCUCUCCAUCCUUAUCCUGGCACCUCCCUCCUGGACAGGGACCUCACUUCUCUCUCCUUUCAGCCUUUUAACCAUGGACACAAGGUGGCCAAGUUCUGUUAUGCAGACAAGAGCCUGCUCAACAAAGCCAUCGAGGCUGCCCUGGCUGCCCGGAAAGAGUGGGACCUGAAGCCGAUCGCAGACCGGGCCCAGAUCUUCCUGAAGGCAGCAGACAUGCUGAGUGGGCCGCACAGGGCUGAGAUCCUCGCCAAGACCAUGGUGGGACAG
Piliocolobus tephrosceles (Ugandan red Colobus) is the source of this 1027-nucleotide messenger RNA. RefSeq names its product delta-1-pyrroline-5-carboxylate dehydrogenase, mitochondrial-like. NCBI's taxonomy places the organism in Eukaryota, Metazoa, Chordata, Mammalia, Primates, Cercopithecidae. The annotation marks the transcript as partial. Gene Ontology annotation, molecular function: L-glutamate gamma-semialdehyde dehydrogenase (NAD+) activity. The record is from RefSeq and is a predicted model, not a curated record. The transcript is spliced from 2 exons.